AUGCCAGGAACAAGUGUGUCUCCACAGCCUAUAACCGCCGCCAACGGAAUCAAUCUGGCACAGAUAUCAAAAGGAAAACUUCCUGAGCUUCCUCAUAUCACCAACAAUAUAGUCCCUCUAUCUAAUGUAUUGAGAUUCUAUACCCAGGAGGCCUACAAGCAGCUCAGUCGAGUGAUUGAGAAUUUGGCGAACACCAGGACGUCCGAGAGCGAUAUUGCCCGAAAAAAGAAGUUUUUGGAAGUGAUCAUUCUGCUUCGGCAAGACUUCAUCAAGAUUUACACGUUGGUCAAGUGGGCUCAGAACGCUAAGGAUGUUUCGAAGUUGAUUGACUUACUUAAUUGGCUUCGAACACAAGAAUUCUGUUUCGACAAUUUGGGAUAUGGUCUCAACGAGCUCAACUCGUUUUCUGGAGCAAAGUUGCCAAACUCUGACAUCUUGACCAGUUUGGAGGUGUUGGUGAAUGGCAGGCCCCAGUUGCCCACCUAUAACUACAUUGCCAAACCUAAGAUCUCGGCCGAGAAAACUUUGGAAGUGAUUCGUGACUUAAACUUAACACUCCUGGCUCGGAUGGCGCUUAUAAAUGACAUGCCACGGCGUUUCUACAAUAACUACGAGGUCAGAGACGGCCGUGUUAUCAUCACUAUACCCAACGAGUUUCAAGUGUCCAUCACCGUUGCCAACGACCUAAUCAUCGAUGACGACAAGGAUUACUACAAGUCUCCAUUCUUUUUCAUUGAUUUUGCCUUUUUGUUUGGCAUCAACCCAGAUACCUCCUUAAUCACAUACAAGGAUGCUAAGGUAAUAACCACGCUACCCAAAGCAUCCAGAGCCAAAUUGGAAAGCGUCGUCAAUGAGGCACUUCUCAAGCAAUCCUUGACAGGUCUCUACGACGUUUUGCACAAGUAUGCUGUUUCCUUCAAGUUGUACUUGAUAUCUAGACAAUUGCGUGAUUUGUCUGUUAAUAGUAAGUGGAGGAACAACCUUCAGUACAAGUACAACUCGUCGCUCAUUAUCAUCAAUUACUGGUGCAACCACUACUUAUCACGAAACUGGAAGUCAUUUAUCGAGAUCGGAAUUGACAAGCUGUACAACCUCAACUUCCGAUGGUUCAUGAAUGGAAAAUAUAAUCUCAACCAUGAUAUUCAGGAUAUCAGCGGAAACUCCGACUCGGAAGAUGUUGAUGAUUUGACGGUGGAUUUUAUCUUGAAUCUUAUCAUUAACAAGCACUCAGAGAUUCUCAUGGCCAAAAUCCACUCUCAACUUGCUUCCAUGAUUCCCGACGAUUCGAUUUCCUUUGUCAAUCCAUAUCAGCUACUUAUUAAGCUCACUCCCAGAAAAUCAACUUUCUUGGCAAUCAAUCCUCUCACUGGAUUCUUUUAUUUCAUGGAUCCGUCUCCCUUAGAAGUCCUAACGCAGAACAGGAUCAAUAGUCAGCCCGCCCAGGUCAAGAACAAAAAUUUUGUGAGUGAGCAGGACAUGGUUAACAACGUCGUGAAAAAUUUGAUUCAAUUGAGACUUGAUACAUUCAACCUGGCGCUCAAUACAAAAUUGGUGACUUCUGAAUGGAUUGCCAAUGACUUCAUCAAAAUUAACGAUUACGAAACAGUGAAACUUUUCAACUUCAUUAUAGACGAGAAGGCUACUUCCUCCAACAAGAUUCAGUUUUAUAGAUGCCGUAACUGGCCCUCCUCGUGGUUCCUCAUCAACAUGAUAAGUGGGUUGACCUCGAAAGUCUACUGGUGGGUUGCCCGACUCAAAUCCAUUAAAGGUGAGUGGAAGAUUCAAUGGGUGCAGAAGUUGAAAUUUGGCGGGGAAGAAGACUUAGAUUAUGAGUUUUUCAACAAUCUUUCGAGGUCUUGCUCUAAUAUGAUUGUGGAUCAUAUGGUUGUGGAAGAAUUACUCGCUCGCAGAAUCAACUACGUGAAGGUUGAUGACUCCACUACAAUGGAUCGCUUCAAUUUAUCUCACGAUCUUCAAAACACCUCUGCCAACUAUGAAACUGUGAUGGCUUUACACAACACGGGCAAAUUAUUGCCGAUCUCAGUUUCAAGCACCACAUUAUUUCUUAUUGUUCGUCUCACAACAGUCGACAACGCUACAAAAUUGAUCUUAACUUUAAGCGGUUCUCUCAAGAAUAUCUCAUCAUCUGACGUGGAGACCUUCAGCAAAUUUAACGUUACGAUUCAACCCGAAAACGAUACUUUCGAAUUGCUGACGUCAGUCGACCUUUCCAACAAGAUGUCAGAAAACAGCGAUAACAGCAACCCUGUUUCGUUGUUAAAUGAGUUGUUUGAUAAUAUGGCCAAGGUGAAUCUGUUGAUCAAGAUGUUGUACCAGCUCAAGAAAACAAACAUUCUGGUGACUAAUAAUUCUGCCAAUGACAUCACUUUCGAUAUUGAUCCAUUUUACAAACCCUUCCAUUUGCGUCUUCCUGAAGGCAAAUCUGGCUUAUUAACUUUAACUUCUAGCCCAGAAGAAGAUCAGAAUGUGCAAUUAUUAGUUGCAUUUAUCAACCAGCGAAUUAGUGAGUCACAUGAAGCGCUCGUCGGCUCCAUCAAAUAUCUCAAGGAGUACGUUCCGAUAAUCAAGUCUGUGAAGAAAGUCAAGGAUAUCCUCAAGUUGAAUGAUUCGGACAGGCUCCCCAAUAAAUUGCAGCGCUUGCAGUUCGAUGUCAAAUUCCAGAACUUGAAUUUGAUGCAGUUCAUCUUCCACAUUAACUAUGUGAGCACAUCCUCUUCUAAGAAGGUGUUGAAGGAUAGAAUUGUUUUCUCCUUAACCUAUAAGAGAAAUGCUUUCGAGAAGAACCGCCGAUUGUUGGUGAAGUUCUCCAUGAAAGAAAAUUUGAAUUCUCAUAAUUUGAAGUACAAGAAGUUGUUUGAGUCUGUGUUCAAAGCCGCCGGUGAAGUUCAGCAAGAAAAACAGAAGGAAUAUAAUAAGAUUGUUUUGAUGAAGCUCAAUUACGACUUUUUGAUUGACAACGGCCUUUUGGAACCAUUGAUGGCAAAGGUUACGGAGUGCUUCUUGCAAUUUCUCAAAAAUGAAAACUAA
Molecule: messenger RNA, 3048 nt
Organism: Sungouiella intermedia
Lineage: Eukaryota; Fungi; Ascomycota; Pichiomycetes; Serinales; Metschnikowiaceae
Source: the annotation of a GenBank genome assembly